This is a messenger RNA of Chroicocephalus ridibundus (black-headed gull), 8930 nucleotides long. It is a transcript of the gene CDH18, whose product is annotated as cadherin 18. Gene Ontology annotation, biological process: adherens junction organization; cell-cell adhesion mediated by cadherin; homophilic cell-cell adhesion. The record is from RefSeq and is a predicted model, not a curated record. The coding region runs from base 1116 to 3494 and encodes 792 amino acids. NCBI's taxonomy places the organism in Eukaryota, Metazoa, Chordata, Aves, Charadriiformes, Laridae. Gene Ontology annotation, molecular function: cadherin binding; calcium ion binding. Gene Ontology annotation, cellular component: plasma membrane; adherens junction; catenin complex. The transcript is spliced from 18 exons.
GGGAGAGAGAGGGAGAGCAAGCGAGAGAAAGCGCGCAAUAGAGGGAGACUGUACACACUAUAGCAUCAGUAUGUGACUGCUGGUGCCUGAUAACACUGAUAUCGAGCUCCUUCAGUGGACAACUUGCUGAGCUACCUUUUUUCAUUUGCAAGAGGAUGCCAGCUCUAAGCCAAUGCAACUGAUAACAGACUGGACAUUGGAAUAGUUCAUUUUACUUAUAAUUACACCUCAUGUUCUGCAUCUCUGAAGAAAGGCUUAUUACGGAAGACAAAAAUUUAUCCUGUCCCCUUAGCUCACAUAGUACUGAUGAUAUGCAGAGUUUGAUCUUCCAGUGAAAGCUGCCAAAUUGUCAGGCUUCUGAUAUCUUCAGUGGAGACUCACAAGACUGACAGAAAACAUUUCUAACCUCUUGGUUAGUCAUCAAGUGGCUACACAACAAAUUCAAGACCAGAAGACAAAAAGGCAGCUGAGCUGGUAAUUCUUCAGAAGAAUUAAGUCACCGAUGUCUUUGAGGGGUUGUGGAAUGGUCAGAGAAUGAAUUUUAUUUGAAGUAAGCAGAGAGAAGCAGCGCAGCGUUCUGGCUAGAGCACUGAUCUGGAGACCAAGAAGAAGAAUAGUCUUAAUGUACAAGCGAGGAGUGAGACAGCUGAAGAGGUGGUUAUGAAAAUUGAAACAGUUUAUUAUCUUGUAAGGACUUGAGCGCACACAGAGAUGCCUAGCGGAGCAGCUGCACUGGCAGGUGUCAUUCUGGAGAUGAGAAAGAUGAAAUUAAUUUGAAAUAGCAGCUAAAGAGGCAGUAGGUUUGAUUUGGCAAGGCAUUUGGAAAAGGAGGAGUGGAGAAGUGCCCUGUAAACGCUGAACAACAGAAAAUGGUCGGCAGUGGAACUCUAUUGUGAAGACCUCAGAAGAAAUACCAUUUUUUCCAAUCAGCUUUUCAUGAUGUAAAUAUAAUUUGAGCUUUCCCAAAUGGGUAGCUAAACCAUGAACAAGCAGAAAAAAACAUUUUGGACUGUAUUUCUGAACCAGGCUUCACCUUCUGUCUCGGGAACUUAUUAAAGGAUUACAGCUGAAAAAGACAAGAGAAAGAAAACCUUGAACAGGAAGCUUAUCCUACAAUGAGAAUUACAUCUUGUAUCUGCCCAGUCCUAGUCUGUCUCUGUUUUGUGCAGAGGUGUUAUGGAGCUGCUCACCAUGGCUCCAUCAAGGUGACUAGAAAUCAAACCAAACACGUAGAAGGCGAAACAGAAGUGCAUCAUCGUCCCAAGCGUGGAUGGGUGUGGAAUCAGUUCUUUGUUUUAGAAGAACACAUGGGACCAGAUCCUCAGUAUGUAGGAAAGCUGCACUCCAAUUCCGACAAAGGUGAUGGAUCAGUCAAAUACAUUCUUACUGGAGAAGGGGCGGGGACUAUAUUUAUUAUUGAUGACACAACUGGAGACAUCCAUUCAACCAAAAGCCUAGAUCGAGAGCAGAAGACACACUAUGUGCUUCAUGCCCAAGCUAUUGAUAGACGGACAAACAAGCCACUCGAGCCUGAAUCUGAAUUUAUUAUCAAAGUGCAGGAUAUCAACGACAAUGCACCAAAAUUUACAGACGGACCAUACAUUGUUACUGUGCCAGAGAUGUCUGAAAUGGGUACGUCUGUUCUACAGGUGACAGCCACAGAUGCAGAUGACCCUACGUAUGGAAACAGCGCCAGAGUAGUGUACAGUAUUCUUCAGGGACAGCCAUAUUUCUCUGUUGACCCUAAAACAGGAGUCAUCAGGACUGCCUUGCACAACAUGGACAGGGAAGCCAGAGAACAUUAUUCCGUUGUCAUUCAAGCCAAAGAUAUGGCUGGGCAGGUCGGAGGGCUGUCAGGGUCAACAACUGUAAAUAUCACACUCACUGAUGUCAACGACAAUCCACCCAGGUUUCCUCAGAAACAUUAUCAACUGUAUGUUCCUGAAUCAGCUCAAGUUGGAUCGGCAGUUGGGAAAAUCAAAGCAAAUGAUGCAGACACCGGUUCAAACGCAGACAUGAAGUACACAAUUAUAAAUGGUGAUGGCUCUGGAGUGUUCUCCAUAUCUACUGACAAAGAAACAAGGGAAGGAAUUCUUUCCCUGAAGAAGCCGCUCAACUAUGAAAAAAAGAAGUCAUAUACACUUAAUAUAGAAGGAGCAAAUACUCACCUUGAUUUCCGCUUUUCGCACUUGGGACCAUUCAAAGAUGUAACAAUGUUGAAGAUCAUUGUUGGUGAUGUGGAUGAACCUCCGCUCUUCACUAUGCCUUCCUAUGUCAUGGAAGUUUAUGAAAAUGCGAAGAUCGGGACUGCUGUUGGCACAGUGACAGCGCAAGAUCCUGACGCUGCCAACAGUUUAGUGAGGUAUUUCAUUGAUCAUAACACAGAAGAAGAUAGGUAUUUCACCAUUGAUGCUAGUACUGGGACCAUUAAGACUGCCAAGAUCUUUGACAGAGAGGAGACACCUUGGUACAACAUCACAGUGGCUGCUUCUGAGAUAGACAAUCCUGGGCUAGUGAGCCACGUUCCAGUUGGUGUUAGAAUCCUGGAUGUCAAUGACAACCCUCCAGAGCUUGCCAGAGAUUAUGAUGUAGUCGUAUGCGAGAACGCAAAGCCUGGUCAGGUAAUUCAGACUAUCGCUGCAACUGACAAAGAUAACUCUGCAAAUGGGGCAAGAUUCCAUUUUUCCCUUGAUGAAGGGCUUUCUUUGAAUCCCAACUUUACUCUAAGGGACAAUGAAGAUAAUACAGCCAGUAUCCUGACACGACGACGGAGAUACAGUCGAACCACUCAAGAUAUAUAUUACCUCCCAGUUUUGAUUUCUGAUGGUGGAGUGCCCCCUCUCAGCAGCAGCAGUACUCUCACAAUUAGGGUUUGUGUGUGUGAGAGAGAUGGACGAGUGAGAACUUGCCAUGCUGAAGCUUUCCUCUCCUCGGCUGGCUUGAGCACAGGAGCUUUAAUUGCAAUCCUACUCUGUGUUGUCAUUCUUCUUGUUUUCUCUUUAGCAAUUGUGGUCCUUUUCAUCACCCUAAGACGUAGCAAGAAGGAGCCCUUGAUCAUUUCAGAAGAAGACGUCCGGGAAAACGUUGUGACAUAUGAUGAUGAGGGUGGUGGAGAAGAAGACACAGAAGCAUUUGACAUCACAGCACUACGGAAUCCAUCAGCUGCUGAGGAGCUAAAAUACCGGAGGGAUGUUCGUCCUGAAGUGAAGCCUGUGCCUAGGCAUCAUCCCUCCUCAAGUCUCGACAGUAUAGAUGUCCAGGAGUUCAUUAAGCAAAGACUGGCAGAGGCUGAUGUGGACCCCAGCGUGCCCCCAUAUGACUCCCUACAGACAUAUGCCUAUGAGGGUCAUAGAUCAGAAGCUGGAUCUAUCAGCUCUCUGGAUUCAGCCACAACACACUCUGACCAGGAUUAUAAUUACCUUGGAGACUGGGGACCUGAGUUCAAGAAGCUAGCUGAACUCUAUGGGGAAAUAGAAUCAGAAAGAACAACUUAGUUGUAAUUCCCACAACAGAGAAGUUCCUGAACGACUGGAGAUAUAAUGACAGCAACGGUAACAAAAAAUGAAUGCAGUACUUGGAACUGAGCAAGUUUUAUGCAGUUACUGUAGAACAAGUGCCCUUUUCAUAUUUGAAACUGGGUUCUCCGAUUGGAAGAAAGUCAAAUUUUGAAAAAUACAGAAAAAAGAAGCUAUUGUCCCUUGUGUAUAUUUUUUAAUUGCUCAAUAAAGUCUGUGGUACCGUAUCUGUAACAAUACCUAAAGUAAAGCCAAGCAAUGACAUUUUUAUUGUGAUAUGCUUAACAUCUCCAAGCUAGAGUAAGUUUAUGGUCAUGCCUAUUUAGGAAGAUCACUAACAGAGGAGUAAAUCUCUUGCAGGUGGUUGUGAUCUUGCAUUUCUAGCUGUGCUCCAGGCCUUGUGAUCCCAACAUGAGGUAGCCAAUGGGGUUUACCAUCAGUGUGAGAAGUGCAGAAGGGAUAAGCCACACCUGUCCUCUUAAAUAUACAGUCCUUUGAUGAUUUAAUCUUCCUGAAUUAUCAGGUCGCAUUGAGAUGGUGUCAUUUCAUUAUGUCCCUCAUAAUCUUGUCAUCCAUAACCAGCUAACAGAGGGAGGGCAUCAUUAGCUGUUAGCCCAAACAUGGCUCUAGCCCAUACCGCCAGACCUGCUCUGUUACUGCGUGCUAGAGGAACUGUUGUUUCCAGUGUUGUGCUUUUCCUUUUUGUCUUUUCAUGGGAACAUCAUUCAUUUAAAUGGAAUGGGUCCAAAGUACUCUUUAAGCAGUGAAGCAGAUGAGGCAUAGGCUCUUUUAAUAAAAGCAACAAUGGCAGCACCAUUAAACUAUGCAGUUGUUUGGUUCACUGUGCUUCGCUUAUAUCAAUAAAUGAAGCUUUUUAAGUCUUUUGCUGGUCUGAGUCCAGGAGCUAUGACAGUCAGUUUAAAGCACAGAGUUCUCAAUCAAUCAUAAUGUCUCUCUAUUUCCGUGUGUGACUAAAAGCUGCUGGUAAGGCACUGGAAUAGAGAAGACUGAAACAAAGAGAGUAAGAUGAUGAUACCUUUUUCUUUUUAGUUCAACCUACGGGUAUUUAAUUUCUCUUAGAGUAAUUUCCAUCUAAGCAGAGUAAGCUUUUUUCUCCCUAUUUCAAGCAUCAUGGGAAUAGGAACAUUUUAAGUCAGUGGAGGAAGAAAAAAUUAAAAUGUACCAUUAUUGUGGUUCCUAUAGAUUAAAUAAAUUGAUUUCUUAUGUAAGUAACUUUCUAGCGUUGCAGAGCUGCUUAAAAGUUCUGCUUAGCAUUGCAGGCUGCUUAACACCUAAUCCAGCAGUUUCUGAUGUUUUGUUUUGUUUGAAAUGUUAACCUUUCGUUUGUCUUUCUCGUGGUAAUAUUAUGAGAGGACCAGGAGCUCAUAAUAUCCCAUGAAAGAUUACGACGUAUAAGGUUCACCAUCCAUUACUGCCUUGUAAGAAAACUGUAGCUCCAGUGAGGGAAGUGGACUUCUUGCAAUAUGCAUUUGAUAGAGAAACUGUCCAGAGCAGAAGCUGUGUACUGUUUUUUUACUCCCUGGGCUGGUGUGGAGAGUGAUACAGAUCUGUACACUCCACUAGAUUCCUCCCUAUACAUUUUAGGUGUCACUUACCUUCAUCUCAGUACAGAAGGGAGUACCUUUUGCUCCUCCAAGCAAGGUCUCUGUUUAUUGCUGACCCACUGUGGGCCACACAGGUGAAGCAGAUUAUUAAUCCUUCCCUUCUUCACUGUGUAGUUGGAUAGGUCUUAGACAUGACUGAAACUUCUGAUCAGUUCUGCUUUGAGAAUCUUUUUUAUUUUAUUUUUUUUUCAUAAUGAACUCCUUCCUGAGAAGUUGUUGACUGUUUUUAGUUUAAACAUCCUUCUGGAAAAAUUAGCAAGUAGCUUUGUAAGAAAUUUUUCAAACUCUAAAAAGCAUUAGUUGCACUGUAGUUCCAGAAUUGGGUUUUACUACACUGUUUUGCUUGCAACUUGAAAAUUGUAGUGUUUCCCUUACUGUCAACAUCUGAACCCACAGGGCAAUUUAGAGAGGAAAAAAACCCAAAAAUGUUCUGAUGAUUUUUUGGAAGUAGUUUAAUAAUUUGUGUUCAUAUUUAUUUAUUUAUUUUUAAUUUUUACUAAAUAUAGAAUCUUCUAGAAAUGCAUUUAAGGACAUGUUCAAUUGUACACUAAAGUUAAAGAGAUGCUUUAAUGCAGUAAGAGUUAUACUCAAGCUGAGAAUGGUUUAUGUGUUCUUUUUUGGGGGUAGAGUUAGGUUACGUUUCAGUUUUGUCCCAAAAGAAGCAACUAGUAAUGCAGGAUUUUGAGGAGAAAUUUUCUUUUGAUUUAGAUUGCACUUGCUUUAUGCCAACAUCUAAAUUUUCAUAUUGUAUGAGUAGAGUGCUAAGAAGAAAAUCUUUCAGCAUUAUCAGUACCAUGGGCCAUAAUACUUUGUACAACAUCUGCAUGAAAACUGCAUUCAUUGUCGUACUGUAGCUUUGAGAGCCAGGUAUUAGUUACCUUUAUGUCUGUUCCCUCUGGUCCUACACCGAAACAGGGAAAAUCAGUUGUAUUUUGUGCUUGAAGCACUGUUCCCGCCAUUGUUUUUAUUUGUAUCAUAGAACAUUCAGGCUUAAAGCCAACAAAAGUGCAGUGACAUAAGCAAAUAAGCACUCCUUAUGCUCAUGUUCUGAUGAAGUUAAUGAGAGAAUGAGGUCAUAUCUCAGAGAAAUCAGAAUCCCCUUUUCACCAUUCCUGCUGCUCUCUUUGCUGCUGUACAGCACGUGCACCAUACCCACUGCCCCGGGAAUUCUGAAUCCUUUAACACUCUGCAGGGUUAUUGAGACGCUGCUUCAGUGAUGCUGCGGUGUGUCCUGUUUGGUAUGUCCUAUCCACAGUGAUCGCCAAAUGUGCUUUUCUAUCACGAUAAGUCUGCAUGCUUGCUAUGCUUACUGUUUUUUACUCAAGUACACAUCACAGUGCCGUGUUGUUUGCAUGACAAAUAGCAGAAUAUUAAAUCUUCAGGGCCAUAGAAAAAGGCCUCAUGGUGCAGAAAGACCAGGUUUACAGAAUUCUUUUCCUGAUCUCACAAAUUUUUCCUUUGGUUCUUUGCAUCCUAGAAACAAAUUUAAACUAUGUUUAAACAUUUCUAUGUUAACUUUGGUUAAACUGGAAGAAAAUUAACACUGUAUGCCAUGGAGGGCACAAUCAUUUUUUAGCAUUGCUGAUUUAAACAAAGUAUACAUUCAGUGAAAGUAUCGUGGGAAACUCUUUCCUAGUUUAUGGUUAAGUCUGAUUGUAUAGACUUUGCUUAAAGCUUUCAUGGGUCCUUUGUGUACUUAUAUUCUCAAAUAUUUUCCUAUUAGCCUAAAUAGUAAUCCUGUUGCUGCUUAACAACUAAACACUGAAAACUGCCAGUUUUACUUAAACUGAAAGAUACUGAGUAAAGUGAAAUGGCACAUACGAAUUCGUGCUUAAGGGCUUUCCAAUUUACAAUUUUAUUUCUGCAACAGCUAUUCAACUAAUAGUACACUUACAUCAAAUUAAUUUGUUGCGCUGCUUCAAACAAACCCUCCUUCUUGUAAUGGUGAGGGCAUUCAGUAUGCUGCAAUUUUGACACAUCAUCUGAGAAAAUGGUCUGUAUAAAUAUUUUAAAAUGUAAAAAUAUAUUUUCAACCUAAACCCAGUCAAAAAUGUAAUUUAAUACACCUUAAAGACAAGGAAGAGCUUGGAUUCAACUCACAUUAGAUUAAGACUCAUACAUUGAAAACAAAUUAAUUUGUGUAUCACUGUUACCAUUUAUUACAUACAGAUAGAAGACUGUAAAUGUUGAAAGUAAAUUCACUCUGUUAUGCACUUUAUUUUUUGCAUUCUUCUUAGAAAACCAAAAUAAUUGUAAAUGUUUUUGGUUUUGAAUUCUAAUUGAUGCAGUUGUUUAAGUUGUGAAUACUGCAAGAAAUGUCUAUGUGAAAAUAUUCUCACUGGUAUUUAAAAGGAAUUACAACAUUUCUUUGGCCUAAGGCUUUGUAAAAUCAUCCUUUAGAAAAUCUAAAUAUUUAGUCUGGAGUUAACCAAACUCAUAGACUCACGAAAAAGGAUAACCAAGAAAAUGUUUUAAAUGCAGAGAAGAAUAUGAAAUUAUGCUGCCUAGGGUUACUUUGUGGAUUAUAAAGUGCUAAGACCUUGUACUUGCAGUACAUAGAAAUGGCACAGUGCAUUCUAAGGAACAUUAGCAGCGUGUUGCAAGUACUGGGCCAUCCUUAUUUUUCCAAAGUCUCCAAAAAUAUAUAUAUUUUUUUUAACAAAAGAGUUAUGUAAAGCAUACCUCCUUAUGCAAGUGUUACUGAUAGAAAUUGUUACAUUUUCUUUUAAUAAACAAAAGGGACAAAAUCUUUUAUUCGUAUUUUUCAAAUAAAAUAUUCUCUUUGCUAUGGUGAUGGGUUAUUGUAUUCCUCAUCACAACUAGAACGGGUUAUUUUUUCUUCACUCUUGUAUUUUAUACUUACCAAAGAAAUAUAACUAUCUGAAGGCACUCUGCCUUUAAGAAUGAGAUGUGAUACAGCAGUGUUAAUGAGGUCAAUGUCAGAAAUGGUAUGGUAACUUUAACUAGAUUUUAAUGGCUGGUAUAGUCACUCAGUUGUGUCACUAUUUCAAAGACUGCCUUACACGAUUAUUGCUACAGAUGGGUAGGGAGAGAGGGAGGGACACCAAGAGAUACUUUGCAACAGACUGUGGUAUAGCUGCUAAAUGGUUCAUUACUUUUACUUGUGGCGACCAUUCCACUCCAGCCAUCACUGUCCUGAAACUGAAAUACAGUGUUAUAGGAUGAAUACAUUAUCCACAUGAGUGAGUUAGGGAAUUGCACAUCUAUGAAUCCAGAUUGGUGGUGACGGCCGGGGUUAUUAUCCUAAAUUGACACAGAACAGAAGAAUAAAAAUAGGCAAGGACAUUCACAACGAUCAAGCUCAGGCACGUGCAACACAAGUGUACAGGCAUCACCCAUUCUUUCUCAAAGGAAUUAACAGGGUUUACCAACAAAUUACACCUUAGAAAAUACUGGUACCGUGACUCACAAGAAACUUGUUGCAUGCAAGACCUUCUUUCUGACACUGACAUAAAAUUCAAAAAUUAAACUAAUGUUGACGGAAAUGAAAAUACAUUUUUGUUAUAGUACCCUACUUGCUCUACAUUAUUGCCCACGCGGCAAUUUAGAUUUUGUACUACCAUGCUAUGCAAUUCCCAUAUGUGCCUCAGCACAGCCCCAGGGGGGAAAAAAAAAGGUUACGGUAAGAUAAUACUUACAAAACAAAUAUUGUCAGACAGAAUCUAAAUGCAAGUUCAGGGGAGAAACUAGUGGUUUUGUGGGUUUUGUUUUGGUCCUCAUUUGAGGUAUUUGAACUUUCUAAGAAAAGUUUAUAAAGAUUUUACAUCAU